[Torrubiella] hemipterigena is the source of this 2678-nucleotide messenger RNA. The record is from the annotation of a GenBank genome assembly. NCBI's taxonomy places the organism in Eukaryota, Fungi, Ascomycota, Sordariomycetes, Hypocreales, Clavicipitaceae.
AGCCGCUCCGGGAUUCUGCGGGGCCCGCGGUUUGACGGCCACUUCGCCGGCCGGAGCACCGGGAUUCUCAACUCCGAAGUCCUUGCUGCCUCCAGCACAACACUUUCCACUUUGGGAACCUUCGUCUAAAUGAUGACAGUGUGCUGGGGUCAGCCGGCGUGGACAAGGAUGGGUUGCACUGCAGAUUUGCCAUGCGGACAAAAGAUUUGCGGUCCAAUAUAAGGCCUGCCCCCGUGGCUGCCAUGUGUUUCUGAAGAAAAAAGAGACGAACCUAUACAUGUCGACCCUCUUUUGUCUGAGACACAUACAAAGUUGAACAUUCAUUCCACGACAGCAACACUUACAUCGGGAACCACAUCGACGAAGAGAAGAUACUCGCUUACAGACAAACGCCUCUGUCAUGUCUUCGCCCACGGAGCAGUCGCCGCCCUCCUCCCCAGCGGCGGCAGACCGCAAACGCCGCUCCCGCGCCGCAUCUACAUACACAAUCCCUCGCGCACCCCCCGCCGUAGGCCGCUACCGCGAUGGCGGCACACAGACUGAGCGCAACAGCGACAUCUCGCCCGCGCUCACCAUCGCAGAGACCCUCUACGCCGAGGGCUCACAUGCUGACGACGCCCCCAAGUCGAAGCAGCUCGACGAGGAAACAUACAACAUCCUCAACCGCCCUGCCACAAAGAGCUCCCCAACUCGCCCGUCUACUUCCCGCAAAGUAUCUGUCGACGGCAAACGCAUGUCGCUGAUUAAACGUAUGAGCGGACUUACAGAACGCAUCGCCGGCCCGGAUGACGAUGUGCCCCCGAUGCCGCCUGCUUUCCGCAUGGUCGAUGGCUCCAUCUUUAUUGAUUUCUCGCCGAACCCGCGCUUGUCGUUCCGUGCGGACUUGGACAAGUUUGGGCCCGUGCAGGAGGUAAAUGGUGAGCAGUCGGACAUGGAGAUUAUGACGAGCAGAGGAGGUACGGCGGGGGGCGAACUGACUGAUUCGGAUGAGAAGAUGCCAGAGAUGAAGAAGCCGGAGACGGCGUACAUUGAGGGCUGGAAGCUGUGGAGUGUCAUGUUGUCGCUGACGGCGGCUAGUUUCUUGAUUUUGCUGGAUAACUCGAUUGUGGUGACGGCUAUUCCUAAGAUUACGUCCGACUUUCACUCGCUGGGAGAUAUUGGAUGGUAUGGUAGUGCGUACAGUUUGACGAGUGGUUGCUUGCAGCCGCUGACUGGUAAGCUUUACACGUAUUUGCAUGCAAAGUGGCUUUUCCUCGGAUUCUUUGUGCUGUUUGAAGUCGGUUCUCUCAUUUGCGGUCUCUCCACUUCGUCUGCCAUCUUCAUUGUGGGCAGAGUCAUUGCUGGUCUCGGCGCUUCAGGUAUUCAAAAUGGCAGCAUGACUAUUCUUGCUGGUAGCGCGCCGCUGGAAAAGAGACCGAUGCUUUCGGGUAUCAUGAUGGGUAUCUGCCAACUUGGUCUCGUCGUUGGUCCCUUGAUUGGUGGUGCCUUUACCCAAUAUUCCACUUGGCGAUGGUGCUUCUACCUUAACCUCCCCGUUGGUGCUAUUGUCGCGCUGUGCCUUGGCAUCAUCAAGGUUCCCGACUACCGUGCCCAGCAAGAAGUUCACCCAGGCCCUCUCACUCUCAAGAAGCUCGAUCUUCCGGGCUUCGCCAUCUUCAUCCCCUUCUCCAUCAUGAUGCUGCUUGCUCUUCAAUGGGGCGGCAACGAGCAUGAAUGGAACUCGCCCACCAUUAUCGGUCUUCUCGUCGGUGCCAUGGCCAACUUUGCCAUCUUCGCCGCUUGGGAGUACCGUGCUGGCCAUGGCGCCAUGAUUCCGUUCCCCGUUCUCAGAAUUCGCCAGAUUUGGAGCUCGUGCCUUACAGUCUUGGUCCUGGUUGCAUCCGUUAUUUGCACAGCUUACUACCUUGCAAUCUACUUCCAGACCGCACGCGAUGCCUCGCCCUUCCAGGGUGGUGUGAACAUGGUUCCUGGUAUUCUUGCUCAGCUUCUCUCCGCCGUCUUUGCUGGUGGCUUCAUUGAAAGUGCUGGCUACUAUCUCCCCUUUGCUCUUUUCGGCGGCAUGCUCGCUACCGUUGGUAACGGCUUGCUCAGUAGUCUGCAGACUGACACAUCGACUGUCAAAUGGGCUGCUUUCCAAGUCAUCUCGGGUCUUGGUCGUGGUAUGGCUUUCCAGGUGCCCUACUUGGCGACCCAGGCCCACGCUCCUCCCGCGCAAUUGUCUGUCGCGAUUGCUAUGCUCACCUUCUGCCAGACAUUUGGUACUGCCGUCUUCCUGAGCAUCUCCAACGCCCUGUUUAACAACAAGCUACGAUCUGAGCUUCAGUCUCUGCUGCCGACACUCAAUGCCGAGGACAUUAUCCAUGCUGGUGCCGCUGGUGUGAAGGAUGCUGUUCCCAAGGAGAGUCUGCCUACAGCUCUGGUGGCAUACGUUCACAGUUACCAAACUGUCAUGUACCUGGUUGUAGCACUGUCUGGUUUCGCUGUCAUCUGCUCCUUGGGCAUGGGAUGGACCGAUAUCCGCCCCAAGAAGCCCAUUGUAGAGGAAGAGAGCCAGACAACAGAGGAGAUCAAGGAGAAGGGCUCCGAGGAGGAGGAGGAGGCAAAGGAGUAGUUUUUUAUCUGCGUAUUUUCUUAUAGGGCGUUUCCUUCUUUUUUGAUCUGUUUAUUUUGAGGCAGCG